CUCCAUCUGCAGUGGGGUGCCAAUGGAACACACUUAGGAGGCAGCUGUGAAUUGGCAGGGGUAGGGAUGUGACCAGACCAACACCCCAGGACCCUCUCCCUGCCUCAGCUAUGAGCUCUGCCACUAGAUCUUCUCGUGGGGUGCUCCCUCAAACCCAGGGCUCAGUCCUACCCUGGGGACGGUGGGUCUCCCAUCUGGUUCCCUUCAGGUAAUUUAGGUCCAACAACACCCCCUUACCCCACCAUGGCUGGGGGUGCUGAGGCCCAGAGAGGGGAAGUCGCUUGCCCCACCUGGUUCUCAGGGGUGGGGCUAGACUCAGGCCUGGAGACAGGGAUGCAGCUCUCCUGUGCACCUUUCUCAGUGGCAGCAGGUAGUGGGGCAGUUCCCGCCUGGCACUUCCCGUCGCCCCUGGGGCCUGGCCACCAGCGCCAGAUGAGCUAAGGUGCACAGGGCGGGCAUGCAGGCUGGGGGACUCUGUGGGCUGGGGCGGCAUCCAUGGAGCUCCGCCCUGUCUCCCAGGCGGGCUUUCCUCGAUGGGGCGGGGCCGGCCUUGUGGCUGGGGCUGGGCAGAGCGCGUGGAGCUGGGAAGGCCCUGGGGCACGGACGCCCCCCACGCCUGUCCCAGGGCCCAGUGCCCCAAAAGGCCAUGGAGCCGCGGCCGGGGGGCUGUGGUAGGCAGGCUGUGGCAGCUGUGGUGCUCUUCCUGGUGCUGCUUGGUGCCCAGGCCCAGGGCAGCACUCCGAGCCCCAGGUGUGACUGUGCCAGUGAUUUCCAGAAGAGGACUGGUGCGUUUUGUUGCAGGGGCUGUCCAGCAGGGCACUACCUGAAGGCCCCCUGCACAAAGCCCUGUGGCACCUCCACCUGCCAUCCGUGCCCCCAGGGCACCUUCUUGGCCAGAGACAACCACUAUAUGACUUACUGUACCCGCUGCCAGGCCUGUGAUGAGCAGGCCUCCCAGGUGGCCCUGGAGAACUGCUCAGCAGUGACGGACACCCACUGUGGCUGUCAGCCAGGCUGGUUUGUCGAGUGCAAGGUCAGUCAAUGUAGCAGCAGUUCACCCUUCCACUGCCGCCAGUGCCUAGACUGUGGGACCCUGCACCGCCACACACUGCUGUCCUGUUCUAGCAGAGACGCUGACUGUGGGACCUGCUUGCCUGGCUUCUAUGAGCAUGGUGAUGGCUGCGUGCCCUGCCCCACGAGCACCCUCGGGAGUUGUCCUGAGCCCUGUGCUGCUGUGUGUGGCUGGAAGCAGAUGUUCUGGGUCCAGGUGCUCCUGGCUGGCCUGGUGGUCCCACUUCUGAUUGGGGCCACCCUGACCUACACAUACCAUCAUUGCCAGUCUCACAACCCCAUGGUUCCUGCAGAUGAAGCUGGGACAGAGGCUCUGACCCCACCGGCCACCCACCUCUCCCCCUCAGACAGUGCCCACACCCUUCUGGUGCUCCCCGACAACGGCGAGGUCUGCACUGUCCAGUUGGUAGAGAAGAGCCGGGCCCCUGGCUCCCUCCAGACCCAGGAGGCGCCCUGUCCACAGGUGCCAUGGCCCUGGGGCCAGCUGCCCAGCAGAGCUCUUGGCCCUCCUCCGGCGCCAGCGCCCCCUGCAGGCUCGGCGGCCGCCGCGCUCCAGCCGGGCCCGCAGCUCUACGACGUGAUGGACGCGGUCCCCGCGCGGCGCUGGAAGGAGUUCGUGCGCACGCUGGGGCUGCGCGAGGCGGAGAUCGAGGCCGUGGAGGUGGAGGUCGGCCGCUUCCGCGACCAGCAGUACGAGAUGCUCAAGCGCUGGCGCCAGCAGCAGCCCGCCGGCCUGGGCGCCGUCUACGCGGCCCUGGAGCGCAUGGGACUGGACGGCUGCGCCGAGGACCUGCGCAGCCGCCUGCAGCGCUGCCCGUGAGGCGGGAGGCCACGCGCCACCUCCGCGCUCUGGUGGCCCUUGCAGAAGCCCUAAGUACGGUUACUUACGCGUGUAGACAUUUUAUGUCACUUAUUAAGCCCCGGGCCCGGCCCUGCGUAGCAGCGCCAGCGGCCGCGCCGCGCUCACCCCAGAACUCCGGUUCCGGCGGACCGUGCGCCGCGGCGAAGAGGUUGCUCCGCCGCCGCUCGGCCGGAGCGUGGCUGAGCCCUGCGCAUUAAAUCCAUCAAGAAAAGCUGUGCUUGUCGUUCUGAGGGGCUGGGGGCGGUCACCGGCCCAGGCUUUUCCAGGGGCCUCGAGGGUCUCGUCCCCCAGCGUGGCCGCAGC
This is a messenger RNA of Microcebus murinus (gray mouse lemur), 2236 nucleotides long. RefSeq names its product TNF receptor superfamily member 25 (gene TNFRSF25). The record is from RefSeq and is a predicted model, not a curated record. Gene Ontology annotation, biological process: apoptotic process; immune response; signal transduction. Gene Ontology annotation, molecular function: transmembrane signaling receptor activity; protein binding. Gene Ontology annotation, cellular component: plasma membrane. Lineage: Eukaryota; Metazoa; Chordata; Mammalia; Primates; Cheirogaleidae.